Molecule: messenger RNA, 1028 nt
Organism: Loxodonta africana (African savanna elephant)
Lineage: Eukaryota; Metazoa; Chordata; Mammalia; Proboscidea; Elephantidae
Gene: CRYBB2
Product: crystallin beta B2
Exons: 6
Coding region: 281-898 (205 amino acids)
Biological process (GO): lens development in camera-type eye; visual perception
Molecular function (GO): structural constituent of eye lens
Source: RefSeq, a predicted model, not a curated record
UCUCCCAGCAACAAGUGACUCAAAACACUGGUGCCUGGUAGAAAUAACCCUGAUAGUCUCACAAUUGCUGUCAUUUCCUGGGAGCCCAGCGUGUGCAGAGCUUUCUGCCAGGUGCCGGAAGUAUCACGCUUCAUAUAACCGAAUUCUCACCGCCUGCCCACAGAUAUUUCGGGCACUCUAUUACUGUCCCCAUUUUAAAGACAAGAAAGUGAGGCACAGAAAGAGGAUGUGACUCACCCAGGGCCUCAGGGCUGGUCAUUUCUGCACGGGGAAGUCCACCAUGGCCUCAGACCACCAGACUCAAGUGGGCAAGCAGCAGCCCCUCAACCCCAAGAUCAUCAUCUUUGAGCAGGAGAACUUCCAGGGCCACUCUCAUGAGCUCAGUGGGCCCUGCCCCAACCUGAAGGAGACUGGUGUGGAGAAGGCAGGCUCUGUCCUGGUGCAGUCUGGACCCUGGGUGGGCUAUGAACAAGCCAACUGCAAGGGUGAGCAGUUUGUGUUUGAGAAGGGUGAGUACCCUCGCUGGGACUCAUGGACCAGCAGCCGCAGGACAGACUCCCUCAGCUCUCUGAGACCCGUCAAAGUGGACAGCCAAGAGCACAAGAUCAUCCUCUAUGAGAACCCCAACUUCACAGGGAAGAAGAUGGAGGUCAUUGAUGAUGAUGUGCCCAGCUUCCAUGCCCAUGGCUACCAGGAGAAGGUGUCGUCUGUGCGGGUGCAGAGUGGCACGUGGGUUGGUUAUCAGUACCCUGGCUACCGCGGGCUGCAGUACCUGCUGGAGAAGGGAGACUACAAGGACAGCGCUGACUUCGGGGCCCCCCACCCCCAGGUGCAGUCUGUGCGCCGCAUCCGUGACAUGCAAUGGCACCAGCGAGGCGCCUUCCACCCUUCCAACUAGUGCCCCCCAGGGGCCGGGUCUGCUGCCCAGGAUUCUUCCCCAGACCCCGCAGCAUAUGAAUAAAGUGUGACUUGCAACUUGCCUGCUACAGUGUCUUUUAUCCCCCGUGAGAGGUGGAGCGGGGUGUGUG